Messenger RNA from Paramuricea clavata, 1053 nucleotides. NCBI's taxonomy places the organism in Eukaryota, Metazoa, Cnidaria, Anthozoa, Malacalcyonacea, Plexauridae. The record is from the annotation of a GenBank genome assembly.
AUGUCACAAACUCCGAAGAAAAAGAUUUCCAAAAUAGGAAGGCCUCCUAAACGUGAAAGCGUAAAUGAUUACUGUAGGAUUUGCAAGUGCAGAUUUAAAUUGGCGAAAUGUGCAUCUUUAAAGAUUUUUGAAAGAAACGAGCGAGAUGGGUUUAGUCUUAUUAUUCUGGGAGAUAUGUGUGCGAAAAGCGGCAUUGACAUUGUAAAAAACAGUGAUUUUUCGGAUAGAGUUUGCGUUAGUUGUGCACGAAAGAUCAGAGAUUGUUGCUCGUUGUAUAACGAAAUUUGUACCUCGAUUAACAAGCCCUGUGUACAAUUCGUUGAAACCGAAGGCGAAGCUAGAUUUAAACGCCAAAUUCCCACUGACUCAGAACAUAGUCCAACCGUAAGGAAGGUUGUUAAGCACGUAUCUGCGAAAAACAACGAAACAGGCGAAAGCUCUGGAGACCAUAAGAAAGUAAAAAAAUUACUGUUUGUGACGGAGGAAACAAGUGUCGACAAACAUAACAUUGCGUGCGAAUCAACUGUCUCGUCGUUACUUAACAUAGACAUCAAUUUGCUAAAUAACACAAUGGAGAAGAAAACAAACGAUGUUAGCGUGAUGAUAAAACAUCCGAAUGGAGAUGUUAUUAUGCGACAUGUGAAAGAUCCGAACGCAAGGUCUAUUGUUCGAAAUAUUGCAUUGUGUAACUGGAAGUCAGCAGCGUUUUCGAUAAUGAAGUGUGAAGGUUUGAUCGAUCAAUUGUUAAACGCACUGAACAAAAAAAUUGCGAAUGAGUUUAAAACUUUUAGCAAGCUUGAUUCCAUCCUAAAAGGUCGUACGCCAGAGGAAUUAGUCGCAUUCUCUAAUAAAUUGCUAUUAGAAGAAGUGAGGGUUCACAUCCCGUUUUGGAAUGCGUGUGUUAAAGGCAGCGUAGGAGUAAGCGUGGAUAAAAAAGCCGAAAAACAAUGUAACGCUAUUGCUUUAGCUACGUCUGUCCUGGCCCGGUGUCGAAAUGCCGAAAUGUCUGCUAUUGCCUACAGGAUUUCCACAAUUUUUUUCAUAGCGGUGUAA